ACUGGCAGAGCGGCCGGGGCCGGGGCUGCGCUGGGCUGGCGGCGGGCGGCGCUUCCCGGCCCUCCCUGGCGGCUGAGCCCGACAGCGCCGAUCAGAAAAUGGGGGUGGACGGCGGGCGGGGGGAGCGACGCGUCCUCGGCUCUCCAUCUCCUAAAAUGGCGCUGAAGAGCUGGGCCCGCUCGUCCUGGAGUUCUGGAGGCAGCUGAGGCGGCUGCGCCCGUGUUGAACUCCGAAAAAAAUUAACCUUAGUUCCGUCGUUCUGGCUGUGGCGGGAGUUUGGCGGCAGCAGCUUCACGGUCUCUGUGAAAUUGAACUACAUCUUAGGAAAUAAAGAAAUGGACGGGAUGGAUGAAACAUCUAAAAGAAUCCUAGAGCCAUACCAGUAUCUGCUUCAACUACCAGGUAAGCAAGUGAGAACCAAACUGUCACAGGCCUUUAAUCACUGGCUGAAUGUUCCAGAAGAUAAAAUACAGGUUAUCAUUGACGUGACAGAGAUGUUGCACAAUGCAAGUCUACUUGUGGAUGAUAUUGAAGAUAACUCAAAGCUACGACGGGGCUUUCCAGUGGCGCACAGUAUCUAUGGAAUUCCGUCUGUAAUCAACUGUGCUAAUUAUGUUUAUUUUCUUGGCUUAGAGAAAGUUUUAACCCUUGAUCAUCCAGAUGCUGUUAAAGUUUUUACCCGUCAACUUCUGGAACUCCAUAAAGGUCAAGGCUUGGAUAUUUACUGGAGGGAUACUUACACCUGUCCUACAGAGGCUGAGUAUAAAGCGAUGGUACUGCAAAAGACAGGCGGUCUCUUCGGAUUAGCUGUAGGCCUCAUGCAGCUGUUCUCGAAUUAUAAAAAAGACUUAAAGCCACUUCUUAACACACUUGGUCUCUUCUUCCAAAUAAGAGAUGACUAUGCCAACUUGCACUCCAAAGAAUAUAGUGAGAACAAGAGUUUCUGUGAAGACUUAACUGAGGGCAAGUUCUCAUUCCCAACCAUUCAUGCAAUUUGGUCAAGACCUGAAAGUACUCAGGUGCAAAACAUUUUACGUCAAAGGACAGAGAACAUAGAUAUAAAAAAAUACUGUGUACAUUACCUUGAAAAUGUUGGUUCCUUUGAGUACACUCGGAAUACAUUGAAAGAGCUUGAAUCUGAAGCCUAUAAACAAAUUGAAUCACUUGGGGGAAACCCUGAGCUUGUAGCACUAGUUCAACAGCUGAGCAAAAUGUUCAAAGAACCUGAAAAUUAAAACAUCAACUUCUGGGCGUGGAUUAAAACUCUUUUAAAAUGGGAAAAUAACCAGAUGGAGAGCUGUGAUAAUCAGUCUUAUGUAAAACUUUCUCUUGUAGCCAUGUUACAGAAAUUACUGUUAAAAGUAACUAGUCAUUAAGUUUUGAAAUAUAUACCUUAUUAUCUCUAAAGUCUUAACUGUAACUGCUUACAGUUGAUUUUGUUAAAGCAGAUGUACUAGAACUAAAACAAGUUUUGAAUCUAAAUAUAGUAGUCUUUACACAAUCACAGGCAUUAUUUCAUACCUAAAACUCUCAUGCCCCUAACCAGGCAAUGAUAGGGUGUUGGUUGAAAUUCUGUGUUAAAUUAAAUCAGGUUGACAUAUGUGUAUUAUGCAUUUUAAACAAUGCUCUUAUAAACCAAAAUUCUUAUUGAAAAAAAAAAAAAGGCGCUUGCAAGAACAAUGCACAUAAAAUUGUGUGAUAUUUCUAAGCUCAACUUGUGAAGAUCAGGUGGAUCAGUUUACUAUGUCCUAGAGUGAAUAUCCUAUCCAGCUUCUGUGGAUAUUUUCAGGGGAAUGUGAAUUAUGAAAGAUGGUAUUUCAUAUGCAAAUAAGAUAUGCUCAGUCUGAAAUUGUGACUUGAUAAAGAUUUUGCAGUACCUUAGAGAAAAGAUUUCAUCACAUCAACAAAGUUAAAUUUGCUGCUGAUUCCAGCUCUGCAGUAAUUUUGCUUACCUGGUUUUAGAUUUUGAAAUUGUCAAAUAUUCUGUAGCCAGAAACCUAAAUCUGUGCAUUAGAGCUCAUAUAUGUAACUGUAAAUAGCAACAUAAUGAGCUGCUAAUAGAAAUGGAAAGGAAUUCACACCAGGUAACUUUAGGACACCAUAAUUGGUGCAGGUCUCUUUAAUCUCUGCUUAUAAUUGAGGGGCUUCUCCAAGACUUUAUUCAUAAUUCAAAUUUAAUUCCUGUUCUGAAUAGUUGUCUGGAGGCAUGUUCUAUAUCUCUCCAAAGAAACAAGAGCUGUAUUUUUUUUCUUAAAACUCAGUAUCUUGUUUUACAAGCUUCAUUAUCAGUAUCUUGUUUUACCACUUCAGUUUUGUUAAUUGCUUAAAUAGAGCUUUAAAAUUAUAGACAUACCAAAACAGAACUGAGACUGAAAGCAAGAUUUAGGGGUGGGGCUAAGUAACAAAGUUCUCUGCUCAUAUAUAUAUAUAGCUAUAUAUAUGUCUAUGUAUGUGUGUGUAUGUAUAUAUAAAUAUAUAUAUAUAAAUGUUAAUAAAAGGUAAGCAGAGAUGUUUGUUUUUUUUCUUGCCUGGGCUGCUUUUAAUCAGGUUCAGUUCCCUUAGUAUUCACAGGUAUAUUAAACUUUGACUUGAAGUAGUAAGGUAAUGGUUUGGAUCAAAGGUAGGACUGGUGCUAUAAGCUGUGGUGCUAGCUCAAGCAUGCUCUGAAAUGGACAGAGGUGCUUGGCUUCUGAUGGCUAAAGGAUAGUUUUAUGUAGGUGUUCAUUUACUGUACCUGGAAAACAGGGAAAGCUAUGAUCUCAGCCCACUGAGAAAACUAGCUGAAGAAGGUUGCUCUAAUGUCUUCCCUGGGCAGCCUUAAUAUCUUUCUGAAAGUGAUCAAACAUGACAAAAUUGAGGAUGACUGCUUUCAGUCUGAAAUAUUAUGUAGUUAUGGAUGAUAGCCUGUUCUUUUUAUCUGCAUGCUGAGGAGAAAUCUUUGUCUGAUUAGACACUGAAUAAUAGGCUUUUCAUUGAAUGGACCUAGUUACCAGGACUGAAUAGCUUAACAUUGGUGAAAGGUGUCUUUAAUGUUAAUGAAAAAUAAUUGUAAUUCCUUUUUCAUAACUUGCAGUGCUUAGUAAGCCUGUAAUUUUUUAAUGUGUUAUGUGAAAACAGUAUCUACAACAAAUUACAUUUAUUUUGUGCCAUGUCUUGGAAGUUUCUAAGCACUGUUGUAGUUAAUGUUGAAUAGGGGAAAGCACUGAAAAAAAUAUUGUUGUCAGGAGAAUCUCCUAGUCUUACUGUGAAAUGUAUCCUUGUGCCUGUUAGGAUAUUGUAACUGCGAUACAAUGCAAAGUGCACUUAGUGCCAUUUCAUUUCUGUUCUGUUGCUGGAUGUAAGCAGUUCUGUGUAAUCAAACUUCCAUAAUGAAGUAGCUUUUCUUACUGUUUGUAUAAAGCUUUUCUACCAUCUGAGAUUUCUGCUAUGUCAUUGCUCAUUUUUUUCUCUGGCAAUUCACCCCAGUAUUUAUUCUAAUGCUAUAUCCUGUAGCAUGUGCCUUCAUUAGGAGUAGGUACAUGGAUGUUUUCCAGUUGCAGACCAUUUAAACCACAAAUGGGUAAGAAGGGAACAGCUGUUCCAGCUUUGUCUUCCCAGGUUACAAGAGUCUGUGCAGCUCUCUCUUGCUCUUCUGCCUUCAAGGUGUUUGAUGUAUACAAAGCAUAUACUGAGGGCAUAUCUGGAAAGGCCCACAAGUAGAGCAUUGUUGCUCUUAGGUUAGGAUAAACAGGAUUGUGAGAGCUUUUCUUGAUGUAUUCAGGAGUCCGAAGAGGCUGGGAUAUUUCCCUUUCAUCUGUUAAGCUGGUAGAGCAUCUGUAAAUACAAAAUGCCAGUAGUAAUGAUGUCCCUUAGUCAAGGUAGAUUUUGUAUUUGGUGCCAUAAGAUCAGUCUGUGCAUGCUCAUCAAUAUCCUCCAAUGUUAUUACUGGUACUGGCUCCUGAGGCUAAACAGUGUUAAGAAAAACCCUUCUUUAAAGCAGCAUGGGAGUUCUUGUGACUGCACAGUUAGUUGUGCGAGUGCCCCUCUGUUGCUAUGCCUCCCACAACACGGGGAGUAGGGAUUUUUCCUGAUCUUCAUAAAAUAUGGCAAUCUGAGUUACAAGUGGAGAUGCCCAGAGGGAAACAAAGGGGAUGAUCGUUUCAACGUCAGUCCUUUUGAGCCAGAAUGGUUCUCCUUAUCUUCUUACUGUUGCAGCAAGUUCUACUUUGAUCAGGUUCCUGGGGGUUUAGUUCUUGCAGCUCAUAUUAAGAGAAAUGCAAAUACUCAUCCAUCUGGAGUAUUCCCCACUACCUCAGUAUGUUUUCUGAUUUUAUGCUUCCUUGGAUGUAAAUGAGUGCUGUCACUUGUCUUAGAGUAGUCAGCCACUGGAUGGGACAUCUGUCUUUGCUUUUUCAUAGGCUUAUGUUUACCCUGUCAAUUAUUAUGAAAAUUGCAUAGUUUCAAUAUGUUCCUGAGGAGGUAGCUUUCUCCUCUCCUUUUGAACUCAGGUUGUUCAGGUACCCACUCAGAGCAACUUUGUAUAUAUAUGUGUGUGUAUAUGUAUGUGUGUAGCCAGUUGUUGAUACAAACAAUAUAGAAAUGUUAAUGGGAAAGAAACUGUUGGUUGCUCUGUUUCUGCUUUUUUGUUAGUCUGGCUGCAUGUGCAAUGGUGAUUUCCUAUAUUAAUGACUGUUUUCCUCGGUUAUUGUUAAAAUGCCAGGUAUAACGGUAUAAAAAUGGGUUUGUGAGGGGGUUUGCAUUUCUCAUGGAAAACUGGUUUGAGCUUUAAUAUGCCUUUAUCACUGAAUUGGGCCAGGCUUUUAUCCAUGUGGAAGAGCCAUAUGGGCAUCUAUUGCUCUUCUUUGUCCUAUCUUCAUCAUUUUGCAUUUCAGAUUUGGUAUUUACUAUGCUCUUUGUAUUAUUUGCUCAGUACUUUCACUGUAAUUCUUCUUUCAGCUGUAUUUCUAUUCUGCUGUUAAUGCCAAGCAUACAUAAUAUCAACAAACUCGGUUUUGAUCCUGGACAAACAUACUAGUCUGGGUAUACUUUUGAAAUGUUGAAUCUUGGCUCAUCAUUUGCCUUCACGAAAGUAAUCCAAGAAUAAUCCAAGAUUUUCUGCAGCCUCAAAAUGCCUGAAAGUUUGGGUUUUUUUGUUUUUGUUUUUUUUCCAGGAAGCUAAAGCUGUAAUAUCUUAUGACCAUAAAUUAUUUUUGUCUCAUGUAAGUUGAGCUACUUUCCUUGCCCUGCCUGUUUGCUUUUAAGAUCCAUUUUGCUUUGGUGGUAAUGCCUGUUACGUCUUUUUAUGAAUAAACUUAACUCUCUAGCCCUGAGGGAGAGAAGUUAAUUUUUGUCCAGGUUAAUGAAUUAUCCCACUCAGCAAGAGUCUGAUGAAUGCCAGAGCUGGCAGGUGGACAAAGGGCCAAGGAAAGGAUUUCAGUGAAUUAAGAGAACUCAUUUUUGCCUUCUGAUGUCUCAUGUAAUUUUAUCUUCUUUUACAGAAUUUACUUGACUUUGUUAGGAAAAGCUAAAGUGUGUGGCUAGUUUCUCUGAGCUUCUGAAAUAGACUGUGAGAGAUACUUAAGUUAAAAAUUAUUUAUGUAACUUACGUAUAUCAUCUAAAGAUUUUAUUAAAGGUACAGAUAAAACAGAGUACAUUGUUUCAUUACUUUAUUUUUUCUCUUAACAAUUUUUCUGUUCUCAAAGUCAGGGAAACAUAAUCUGCCAUAUGCAUAUUUGAGUUGAUUGCUACCUCACAUUAACAUUCUUCCUGAAAAAAAUUUUAUCAUAGCUGAGCAUCAGCGUUCAACCUUUUCUGAAGUACUUUAAAAUUAUUUCAGAGGCACCUUGUUGAGGUGUAGCUAGGAAUAAUCCAUGAUUCAUUAACUCACUUCAAGCAUACAAUCUGAAAAACUUCUAAUAAAGAUGCAGGUUAAACCACAUUAACCCUGAUAGUGUUCCUCACCUGUAUACCCUAUGGAACAAGUACAAUCUCAAUUAACCUACUGAAAAGGUAUUUACUGAUUAUCUCUAUUUAGUACAGCAUAGAGAACCACGGGAGAUACACCAAGAAGGCCUAAUGUGACACUUCCAGGGAAAGCAUUACACAACCUCAAUGAAUUUGUGUAGAAGACUAACUCUGAGGUGAAGGGAAAUUGUAGAUAAUUAUCUGCUUUUGAGCUCCAGGAAAAUGCUCUACUCAUUGGUAUAUGAAUUGCAUGCUGACAGUUAAGCAGCUGCAUCAUCUCUUGUGCACAGUAGGUUAUUUUCACUCUCUUCAUAAAUGCUGCAGUUGCUAUUUUAUAUAGUGUGAGCUACUUAAUCACUCAGUGAUUACUGAAGUCUGUAAAAUGGCAAAUUCAUUCAUUUUGUUUAUGUAUUUUGAAAUACAUAAAGCCUUUCCUA
Messenger RNA from Lonchura striata (white-rumped munia), 6381 nucleotides. RefSeq names its product geranylgeranyl diphosphate synthase 1 (gene GGPS1). Gene Ontology annotation, biological process: isoprenoid biosynthetic process. The record is from RefSeq and is a predicted model, not a curated record. Gene Ontology annotation, molecular function: prenyltransferase activity. NCBI's taxonomy places the organism in Eukaryota, Metazoa, Chordata, Aves, Passeriformes, Estrildidae.